Patella vulgata (common limpet) is the source of this 1173-nucleotide messenger RNA. RefSeq lists its product as uncharacterized. The coding region runs from base 27 to 941 and encodes 304 amino acids. The record is from RefSeq and is a predicted model, not a curated record. The transcript has 5 exons. Lineage: Eukaryota; Metazoa; Mollusca; Gastropoda; Patellidae.
ACUACAAAGCGUUUAUAGCAACCAAGAUGGCUGACAUUGACAAGCUUUGCGAGCAGGAUUUAAAGAACAUUGCUUAUUUCCAGAAAUCCGAAGCCUGUAGUUUGUUGGCAAAUUGUAUUGGAAUUAAACCAUAUGAUAAAGAGAAGAAUUCAAUUACAGAUAUCUAUGUGAACUAUUUAUAUGAUCAUGUCAUGUUUGCUGUUGAAAGAGGAUUUCCAUGGAAAUCAGUCGGCAUAGUUGUCAAAUUCGCCAACAAAUUAUUAAAAUUUUCAAAAGGGAAGUCACUGGCAGAAACAGUGACCUGGUAUAGCAAAGAAGCUGAAAAUAUGUUUCCUUUACUUGGGGAACGUUUCUUUAAGAUGUACACUGAUUUUGUGUUUUCCACAUUUCUCUCACACUAUCAACUUUAUCAGUACGUCUUGACAAAGAAACGAGAUGAAGAGAUUCCUAAAGUUAAACUUCAAAUAAUUCCCCCAGAAUCUCCAGAACCGUUUAAACUUGGCAAAGAAUCACGUAUAUUUGAAUAUGAACAGACAAUCUGUGAUAUUGAAAGAAGAGAGAGUGAAAAAAUGAACAGUUUACUGAGUGAUAAAGAAAAAUUAAAUGAUGAAAAUGAAAUAAAGAAAGAAGAAAUCUUUAGGAAGUAUGAAGAUAGAGAAGAUUCCCUUACAAAAGAGAGUUUAAGUGAUAUGAUUAAAGAUAUUAUUACAUGUUAUACAUCUUCAUUAACUGAUGAUUUAAAAACAACCAUUGUACAAACACAGGAUACUCUACAAUUUAAACUAGAGAAAACCAGUUUACCAAGACCACAAGUACUAGGACCACCUCCAAGGUACAAGCUUAAAACACCAGUAUCAUCAAAAGACAAGCAAACUGGUAGAAAAACACCUGAAGCUAAACCUAAGUCGGGUAGAGCCAGCUCUUCUGGAAAAUCAAAAUAAUGUGGCUAAAUUUGUUUUAAUAAGAGACAUUAUUUGUUUUAUAGAUUUAUCUAGUUAUUUCCAAAGAUUCUUGUGAAUAAAAUCGUUCUGAGGAUGUUGAGAUCCCUGUUGGUCCUGCUGAUCAUGUUUUUUAGUUCAGGUUCAAGAUUGAAAUAUUUUUUGAUAUGUAACGUUAUUAAAACUGUGAUAUUAUUGGUGUAAUUUAAUCUAUAAUAAAAUAUUCAUUUAUUUA